Molecule: messenger RNA, 659 nt
Organism: Sapajus apella (tufted capuchin)
Lineage: Eukaryota; Metazoa; Chordata; Mammalia; Primates; Cebidae
Product: S-phase kinase-associated protein 1-like
Exons: 2
Coding region: 33-578 (181 amino acids)
Biological process (GO): SCF-dependent proteasomal ubiquitin-dependent protein catabolic process
Cellular component (GO): cytoplasm; nucleus
Molecular function (GO): cullin family protein binding
Source: RefSeq, a predicted model, not a curated record
GCUUCGUCCUCCGACUUUCUCUUCCUUCGCUGAUGCCUCAUAGCUCUUGUCAGCCUCCGGCCAGUGUCUCCUUAACACCGAACACCAUGCCUUCAAUUAAAUUGCAGAGUUCUGAUGGAGAGAUAUUUGAAGUUGAUGUGGAAAUUGCCAAACAAUCUGUGACUAUCAAGACCAUGUCGGAAGAUUUGGGAAUGGAUGAUGAAGGAGAUGAUGACCCAGUUCCUCUACCAAAUGUUAAUGCAGCAAUAUUAAAAAAGGUCAUUCAGUGGUGCACCCACCACAACGAUGACCCUCCUCCUCCUGAGGAUAAUGAGAACAAAGAAAAGCGAACAGAUGAUAUUCCUGUUAGGGACCAAGAAUUCCUGAAAGUUGACCAAGGAACACUUUUUGAACUCAUUCUGGCUGCAAACUUCUUAGACAUCAAAGGUUUGCUUGAUAUUCCAUGCAAGACUGUUGCCAAUAUGAUCAAGGGGAAAACUCCUGAGGAGAUUCGCAAGACCUUCAAUAUCAAAAAUGACUUUACUGAAGGGGAGGAAGCCCAGGUACGCAAAGAGAACCAGUGGGGUGAAGAGAAGUGAAAUGUUGUGCCUGACACUGCAACACUGUAAGGAUUGUUCCAAAUACUACUUGCACCGCUCCGUUUAUAAUUGUUAAUAUUA